AUGGUCACACUGCUGGGGGAACAUCACAUCGGGCAACAUCACCGUGAAAAAAAGAAAGAAUUGGGGAAAAUGUGGUUUUCGGUCAAGUGAUAGGUGGUUGCUGCAACGCAGGUGAGCUGGGCCGAGGAAAAAGCGGAUUCGGGAAAGGACCCAUUGGCCGGAAAACUCCUUGGCUGGGCUCUACGCAAUUGGCUGUCCAUCAAAAGUUGUCGACGUUCGUUGUUGUUGUUGCUGCCUGGCUGCAUUUUCGUAUUGGCAUCGGUUUUUGGUUUUUUUUUUUUUUUGUUGGUACUCUGAUGUACGAACAAAACUACGUUUAAUUCGGUGACCGAUAAACGUAGAGGAGCAGCUAAGACGGCAAACGCGAGAUAUAUAGUUCCGGCAGAUAGUUCUAAUUAUACAACCCAGCCCGUAGACGUAUUCCCCCCGAAGAUCCGAAACUGGUUAUACACACAUCGCAAGGCACGGGAGGUUGGAGGGGCUCCAAUGGACAAAAUCAAGGUAAAGGUUAUUGGUGUGCUGCGUGAACGCGAUGGUGGCAAUCGCAGUGGCUCCGCAGGACUGGCAGCAGCGGCGGCUGGAGGAUCUGGUGGAGUCAACGCCUCGACGGGUCAUCAAUUGGCCUCCACCGGAGUGGGCGUGGCAGCGCCCUCGAUUGGGGUCACGCAGGAUAAUAACAACGAAGGCAACGCCCCGAUAGAAACCCAAACAACGGGCGGAGGAACGGCAACGGGAGGAGCAUCGGUGGGGGCAAGUGGAGCUGCCAGAACCUCGGUUCUGUCGCGACCACAAACCUCCAAAAUCAGCGCAUUAGAUCUCGCCGGGAUACUCAACACACGGCGACGACUCGAAUGGACCAAGGAAUGGCUGCGCAAAAACCAGGCCGAGUUCCUUAGCAAGGAGAACCUACUUAGUUUACUGCAGUCGCGCAAGGAUGAGUGCUAUCACUUGAAUUACUUCCUAGCCAUAACAGAGAGCCAGUUUCGGUAUCUGGUGCAAAAGCUGGAGCCCAUCAUUAGCAAGUACGCGCCGCAGCGCAAGAAGAAGUCCUUCAGCGCCGAGGAGCGACUGGCCAUAACGCUCAAGUAUUUGGCAACGGGUGAAGUACAUUCUUGUCGAAAUUACUGCUUCCGUGCCUCGAAAUUUGUGAUAAACGAAAUGAUUGCCAAUAUCUGUCUGCGCUUCUACGAGCACCUCAAGGACCAAUACGUGACACUACCAAAGACUGACGAUCAAUGGCGCAGCGCCGCCGAGGAGAUGGAGCGCAAGCACAACCUGCCCCACUGCGUGGGCAAUCUGUUCAUGCGCAGCAUCCAGCUCCAGGGCUCCGGAUCGGGCUCCUCAUCCGGUUCGGGCUUGGGUUCCGGUGCGGCGGGCAGCGCCGGCGACGAUCGCAAGCGUGCGACCGUAAUCUUCACGGGCAUCGUGGAUGCCGACAACAAUUUCCAGUACGCAAAGGUCGAGCGGGCGGCGAGCAGCCGUCCGAAUGACAUCUAUAACCAGACCACUGCCGUCGAGCUGAUCAGGCACAAGAUGCACGCUCUGGAGGAGCAACAGUCGGCGGAGAUGGACCGGCAGGGCUAUUACUUCGCUGGCGACUCGGUACUGCCAGCCACCUCGUAUCUGGUGACCACACGCAAUCUGCCCAAGGAUCGGGCCGUGCUAGAGGCGCUCGAGCAGGUGAAUGCCCAUGCGGACCAGACGAUGCGAAUACUCUGCAACAUGUUCCCGAUUCUGGCGCAGCCGCUGCGCAUCAGUGACAAACACAUCCGCGAAGUGGUUCUCGGCUGCGUGGCGCUGUACAAUUUCCUGCGCAAGACGGACGACUCCUUUCGGCGCACCAGCGACAGCAUUGUGCAACAGCGGGCGGAGCAGCAGCAGCUGGCGGCGGCCUACAGCGUCGACAGCGACGAAAUCGACGACGAUUGCAUCAUGCUGGCCACCGAGGAGGAGCUGCGCGAGAGGGCCGAGUUUACGCCCAGCGUUGGACUGACCACCUGCUUCCAGCCGCUGUGCACGCAGCGCGGCGAGACGCCCGAAGGCCUGGCCAAGCGGGACUGGCUGCUCCAGCUGGACUUUGGCGGCCACGGCAGCGGUAACGGAAGCAUCGGCAACGGCAGCGAUGGCAAUGGCAACUUGAGUGGCAACGGCGGAUUGGGCGGCAGCACGGACAGUGCGAGCGGCAGCUCAAAUGGGAGUUUAUAUUAGUGCAAUUUACCUAAGUACUUUACGAAUUUUGUAUAGUUCCUUGUUUUAUAUUUUUUAAAUCUGUAAUCUGUAUCUGUAUUCGAGCAUCUGUUUGCCACAUUGCCGACUCUUGUUUACCUCUCGUUUGGCGCAUUCUUCUCUGCAUACCAUUUACGAUUACGUUCACGUUCGUUCCAUCUGCGUUCCGUGCUUCAUCUAGGGUUCUGUAUAGUUAGCUUAGUUUCUUGCGGAAGUUCCGGUUCGGUGAAUGAUGCUAUGUGAUGUCUCAAAUCUCUAAUAGUUGCCCCUCCCCCAGUGCACUGCUCCCGGGGAGCAAGCAGGGCCUUCAACUUGGCCCAGGCAAAAAAUAAAAAGGCGGCAGCUAACAAAAAUGUGCGAAGUCGACGAAGUACAGCGGAAACAGAUCAACAAAAUUAAAAUUUUAGUAUUCGUAUUUAAGCAAAACAACAAAUUAUACAUAAUUAUAUUUACAAAUAAAUGUGUAAGGAGUGGUCUUUACGUGUCGAAACCUUAA
Messenger RNA from Drosophila ficusphila, 2722 nucleotides. RefSeq lists its product as uncharacterized. The transcript is spliced from 3 exons. NCBI's taxonomy places the organism in Eukaryota, Metazoa, Arthropoda, Insecta, Diptera, Drosophilidae. The record is from RefSeq and is a predicted model, not a curated record. Bases 487 to 2208 code for a protein of 573 amino acids.